Molecule: messenger RNA, 2972 nt
Organism: Vigna unguiculata (cowpea)
Lineage: Eukaryota; Viridiplantae; Streptophyta; Magnoliopsida; Fabales; Fabaceae
Product: subtilisin-like protease SBT2.3
Biological process (GO): proteolysis
Molecular function (GO): serine-type endopeptidase activity
Source: RefSeq, a predicted model, not a curated record
AAAAAAAUACUGAUAUAAAAAUAUCGGUGUUGAGUUGGCUUCAUUUUCCACUUCCACUUCAGAACAAACUGCAAAACCAGACACAGUUUCAGUCUUCAGUGAACUUUUAUAAACGUUAAAGGUCAAAAAAUCUUGCAGCUGAAAAGGGAGUAUACAUGCUCCUGAACUGAACAAUAGUUGUCUUGUCACUAUCUAGUUCAUGCUUGGUGGGGCUUUGCAUUCCAAAACCCAAAUGGAAAACAUGCAUUGGUCGCAUAAACAUUCACUGGUGCUGUGUUUGUUGGCCAUGCUUCAAACACCUUCCUUGUGUCAAAGUGAAGAAACAACAGCUGUGUACAUUGUUACUCUGAAACAAGCUCCUGCUUCUCACCACCAUCAUGAGUUGAUCACAGUGGCUAAAAAUUCUGGACAUGGUGCAUCUGGGAGAAGAAGAACUAGAGUUCACAAACCAAGACAUCAGAAUGUUACAAAGGAAGAUAAGGGAUAUGCUUCAUACUUUGCCCGUGUUCAUGACUCGUUGUUGAAUAAGGUCUUUAAGGGGGAGAAAUAUCUGAAGCUCUAUAGCUAUCAUUACUUGAUUAAUGGAUUUGCUGUGCUGGUUACCCAACAGCAGGCAGAGAAACUUUCAAGGAGAAGAGAAGUUUCCAAUGUGGUUUUGGAUUUUUCUGUGAGGACUGCAACCACCCACACUCCACAAUUUUUGGGGCUGCCACAGGGUGCUUGGUUUCAAACAGGUGGGUUUGAAACUGCUGGAGAAGGAAUCACUAUUGGGUUUGUUGACACUGGCAUUGAUCCUACACACCCUAGUUUUGCUGAUGAUAAAUCUCAACAUCCUUUUCCUGUUCCUGCUAAUUUUUCUGGCGUCUGUGAGGUUACUCCAGAUUUUCCAUCUGGUUCUUGCAAUAGGAAGCUUGUUGGGGCCAGACAUUUUGCAGCUUCUGCUAUAACCAGAGGAAUAUUUAACUCUUCUCAGGACUAUGCUUCUCCCUUUGAUGGAGAUGGCCAUGGCACGCACACAGCUUCUGUUGCAGCUGGAAACCAUGGAAUUCCAGUGGUCGUUGCUGGACAAUUUUUUGGAAAUGCUAGUGGGAUGGCUCCUCAUUCGCACAUUUCCAUUUACAAGGCACUAUACAGAAGAUUUGGAGGAUUUGCAGCAGAUGUUGUUGCAGCCAUUGACCAGGCAGCUCAGGAUGGUGUUGACAUAAUAUGCUUGUCAAUCACUCCUAAUAGGCGUCCUUCUGGUAUUGCAACUUUUUUCAACCCAAUUGAUAUGGCAUUGCUGUCAGCAGUAAAAGCAGGAAUUUUUGUAGUGCAAGCUGCUGGAAACACUGGACCAUCACCUAUGACCAUGUCCUCCUUCAGUCCUUGGAUCUUCACAGUUGGUGCUACCUCUCAUGAUCGAGUUUAUAGCAACUCCCUAUGUCUUGGAAAUAAUCUCACCGUACCUGGACUUGGACUUGCACCCGGCACACAUGAGAACACAAUGUUCAAACUGAUUCAUGCACGACAUGCUUUGAACAAAACCACAACAGUUGCUGAUGCUAUGUAUAUCGGUGAGUGUCAAGAUGCAAGUAUAUUCAAUCAGGAUUUGGUUCAGGGUAACCUUUUGAUCUGUAGCUAUUCAGUCCGAUUUGUACUUGGUCUCUCCACCAUCAAACAGGCCAUAGAAACAGCCAUGAACCUUAGUGCCGUUGGAGUUGUUUUCUCCAUGGAUCCUUUUGUCACUUCUUUUCAGCUUAACCCAGUUCCAAUGAAAAUUCCUGGCAUAAUAAUUCCAUCUGCAAAUGAUUCCAAGAUAUUACUGCAAUACUACAAUUCUUCACUGGAAAUAGAUGGGGACUCAAAUAAAAUUGUUAAAUUUGGGGCUGUUGCUAGUAUUGGUGGGGGAGUAGAAGCUAACUACAACGAUGAGGCACCAAAGGUUGUGUAUUACUCUGCCAGGGGACCAGAUCCAGAGGAUACUCUUCCUCAUGAAGCUGACAUUAUGAAACCCAAUUUGGUAGCACCUGGAAAUCUUAUAUGGGCUGCUUGGAGUUCUGCUGCCUCUGAUUCUGAUGAAUUUCUAGGUGAGAAUUUUGCAUUGAUGUCUGGCACAAGCAUGGCUGCACCUCAUGUUGCUGGUCUUGCUGCACUGGUUAAGCAAAAGUUUCCCAAUUUCAGUCCUGCAGCCAUUGGAUCUGCACUUUCCACCUCAGCUUCUCUGUAUGACAACAAUGGGAGGUCAAUAAUGGCUCAGAGAUCAUAUCCUACCACAGACCUUAACCUAUCUCCAGCAACUCCCUUUGACAUGGGAAGCGGUUUUGUGAAUGCUACUGCAGCACUAAAUCCGGGAUUGCUUUUUGAUUCUAGUUAUGAUGAUUACAUGUCAUUCCUAUGUGGUAUCAAUGGUUCAACUCCUACAGUGCUAAACUACACCGGUCAAAAUUGCUGGACUUAUAACUCUACUGUUUAUGGCCCUGAUCUGAACUUGCCCUCAAUCACAAUAGCAAGGUUGAACCAAUCUAGAGUAGUACAAAGAACAAUCCAAAACAUUGCUGGAAAUGAAACAUACAAUGUUGGUUGGAGCGCUCCAUAUGGCACUUCUAUGAAAGUGUCUCCGAAUCACUUCUCUAUUGGCAGUGGGGAGAAACAAGUCUUGUCUGUGAUCUUCAAUGCAACCAGCAACAGCUCUGCUGCAAGCUAUGGGAGAAUUGGGUUGUAUGGUAACCAAGGUCAUGUUGUCAACAUUCCCGUAGCAGUCAUUUUCAAAAUCUUAUAACAACCUAACAGGGUUCCUUUCUUUAAUUUCUUCUUCAACAAUUCACUUUCACUUUGCUUUGUUUUCUUAAACUCUAGUUUUUGUUUCAUUGGGUUACAAAAUGUAUUGGCUAUUUUUUCAUUCGUUUUACUGAAGUGUAAAGUUUACUAUGUAUAAUAUCAGAUAGUGUGUGUGGAUGCACUUACAAGUGAUUAGUCACAAUUCUGAUUUCUUA